This is a messenger RNA of Amoebophrya sp. A25, 1175 nucleotides long. Lineage: Eukaryota; Dinophyceae; Syndiniales; Amoebophryaceae. The record is from the annotation of a GenBank genome assembly.
CUGGCUACGAAACUCGCACGUCUGAACAAGAAAGAGCGCCUGGUCUUUCCGCGUGCCCUCGAGAGAUAUGCGAUGGAGGCUCUGGUCAAGACAUUCGAAGAGGACGUGGCCAAAUAUGAUUAAGGCUUGCAGCAGCAAAAUGUUAAUGUAAUUAAUGCCAGACAACUCGAGCGCUCCGUAGCACUCGAUUCUGAACACUUCCACGGGAGUGGAGGAUUUAAUUUCCAGACUCGAUAGCUCCACUGGAAAUAGAAUCCUCCACUCCCUACACGCACUCUCUCCAUUCCGGUGUGUUUCCGCUUCCCCGGCUCCUUCCCGCCAGACAACCGUCUGGCGGAGUUGAUCGGAGGGACAGGAGUCGGGGCGAGGGCGGCGUGCUGACAUUAAAAGGACACAGCUCGAAAUCGUUGGUCCGCAAAUUUCCUGCUCUUCUGUUAAGUUUGGCCUUCUUUGAGCGAAAGUUGAAGCUUUCGAAUUUGAAACUUUUGAGAGUCAUUCUCUUUUCAUAAGAUUAUAGAUUUUGGAUUUGAAAUUUUUUGAAGUUUAUUCUUCUUCGAUGAAAUCAAAAGCUUUGGACUCGAAAUUCAAAAUUUUGAAACUUUGAAAUUCCAGAUGGGCGCGAUUAGAAGCAAAACGCGCGCCGCCGGUGACCUCGGGUGGCAUGAUGAUCUUUGGCGGCGUAUCUUCCAUGAGAUUCUUGAAAGUUCGUUCUUCAUUGAUAAAAUCAAAAAUUUUGAAUUUUCUCGCGUAAGAUUAUAUUUAAAUCUUGUAGUUGCUUAAAUAUUUACCAUGCCAUGGCUCCUGAGUUCUUGAGAUCCCGAGGUCAUAGGUUCCUAAGGUCCUAAGUUCGUGGGUUCGUUGGUUCCUGGGUUCCCGGGUUCGUGUUUUUGUAAUUGACCUAACAUUAUCAUGACCCAUGCUCAUCUUGUACUUGUUGUAGAUUCAUACUUAAGUAAAUCCUUGUACCAUAUCAACUUCAACAUUUUUCGGUCCUGCUAUAAUUAGCUUGCGCUUGACUUUUUCAUCAAGCGGGAAAACAAAGGAAAGCCAUAAUACAUACAUCAUUGAUAGUGAAGAUCACAUGCAUGUGAAAUGGAAGAUAGGCCAAGUAGCUGAAACUUCUAAAAAGGUGCUGCUAGGGAUGCAGAGCCUAGGGAAGGUGUGUCUAAUUCAGG